This is a messenger RNA of Pseudocercospora fijiensis CIRAD86, 2199 nucleotides long. RefSeq lists its product as uncharacterized. Bases 125 to 1768 code for a protein of 547 amino acids. NCBI's taxonomy places the organism in Eukaryota, Fungi, Ascomycota, Dothideomycetes, Mycosphaerellales, Mycosphaerellaceae. The transcript has 6 exons. The record is from RefSeq and is a predicted model, not a curated record. Gene Ontology annotation, molecular function: RNA binding.
CUUCACCACCAGAGCGCCUCUUCCGAGCGCUUCAACUCACAUCAACCCAACUUUACGGACAAAGCGAAAUCUACCAUAGGACUCUGAAGUGCGUCGCCGGCAACCAUCGUACGCGACCGCAAUCAUGGCUCCGAAAAAGAAACAGGAGAAGAUGGCCCUAGGCGACUUCCUGACGAACCAGUCGUUGGGAUCAUGGGCCGACGAGAUGGACUCGCAGCCACUGCCAUCCAUGGCCUCUACUUCCUCGUACGGCGGAGCACGCGACCGCGAUCGUGGCGACGGACUGGGCGAGCGACGCGCCUUCACUCAGCCAUCGUGGGAGCGUGGCACUGGCGGUGGAGUUGGCGGUGGUAUGGGAGGUGAUCGCAUGGGCGGAAGCAUGGGAGGACGAGGUCCGAGCCACGACCGCCCGCGGUUCGAACGCGAGGCUGUUCCCUUCCCAGCCAAGCCACCGUACACUGCUCAUCUUGGAAACCUUGACUACAAUGUCACCUCCGCCGAUAUCGAAGACUUCUUGGCCGAUUGUGAAGUUACUACGGUGCGAAUCAUGGAGGACAAGGUCGACCGCAAGCCAAAGGGUUUCGGAUACGUCGAAUUUGGGUCGGCAGAUGGUCUGCGCAAGGCUCUCGACAAGACCGAGGCCAGCUUCAUGGGUCGCAACAUCAAAAUCAGCGUAGCUGAUCCACCGAGAAACGAUGCUGGCUCCAAUCGCGAUUUCUCAGACUGGAGCCGCAAAGGCCCACUACCAGAUCUGCCCCAGCAGGGUCGUCAGCCCUCACGAGGCUUCAACCGAAACUUCGACAAUAUGUCCGAUGCAGGCAGCGAGCGUGGCGGCCCAGGCGGUCGCAAGCCCGGAUUCUUCGAAGGUGACGGCAAGGUCCGUGACUUUGGUAAUUGGGAACGCAAAGGUCCACUCUCUCCAGUUCCAGGACAAGCAGCACCGAUGGGACGUGAUGGAGGGAGACAGCGUGAAGGAGGCCCACCUCGAGACCGAAGGCCCAGCCCAUCCUGGGGUGAGGGCCGAUCAGAUGCCGGUUCGAGACCACCACGUAAAGAGUACGAACGACCACAAGUCGACCGCGUACCAACCGCAGCAGAGCAGGACAGUCAGUGGCGCUCAAAGAUGCGACCAGAUCCAUCUCCAGCUGCCACGCCUGAUGUUUCCACACCAACAUCACCAGCACAGCCAGAGGCGCCAAAGGAGCGACCAAGGCUUAACUUGACGAAGCGCACGGUGUCGACAGCGGAACCGGGAGCAGCAAGCAGCACUCCAUCCGACUCGAAGGCAUCACCGUUCGGCGCUGCACGCCCUAUUGAUACUGCAGCUCGCGAGCGUGAGGUUGAAGAGAAGCGACAAAUUGCGAUCAGAGAGAAGGCAGAGGCCGACGCCAAGGCCAAAGAAGAGAAAGCACAGCGUGAUACUGAACAACGAGCAGCACGCGCAGAACGAGCAGACCGAGGACAGGCAGAGCAAGAAGGCGAGAAGCCUAAGGAGAAGGAGAAUGGCGAGACUGCGCAAGCCCAGCGGCCCAAAUUCAACAUCCUCCAGCAUGAGGAAGAUGGCGAGGGCCAGAGCCUUGAUACACCUGACGCACCGGCCAACGGCACAAUUGUCGCCGAUAAGGAGGUCAAGCCACAGGAGCCAGUCGUCCCAGCCGGACAGGCAGCCGAGACUUCGGCUGAGGCUCUGGAAGACGAUGGCUGGAGUACUGUUCCUGCCAAGUCUAAGACUAACCGCCGCGGUGGUGGCAGAGCUAUUGCGUCUUAGAAAGACUCAGUGAUGAAAAUUCUGCCGCGCCCCUCAGUCAAGAGUGGGAUUUGAGGAUGCAAGAUACCUGCAUAGCGACAUUGGAGCGCAAAAGCAUGAUCACCAGUCAUUUGCAGCCAGAGCUCCUUCUAAGCGCUGCACUUGAGCUUUGACCUAUUACCUGGCAUUGAUGGAGGAAGCCUGCCACUUCUUGACGUCUUCUGUAUAGAUAUUCUGCGGGCCACUGUUAAUCACAUCUCAGCUUGUUCAAGCGACCUGCACACGAUUCUCUUGGUCAAAUUGGUAGUGCUGGGAGUAGGCGUUGCGAGCGAUGGCGGAGGUAGGUUCACGAAAAUGGGGAAUAUCAAGGCCGAACACAUGAUGAGGGCUAGACGCUCUGCUUUAUACGAUGGCGAUGUGAAAGAAUGAUUUUCAAGUUCAAAUAAUACCUG